Molecule: messenger RNA, 6882 nt
Organism: Lymnaea stagnalis (great pond snail)
Lineage: Eukaryota; Metazoa; Mollusca; Gastropoda; Lymnaeidae
Source: the annotation of a GenBank genome assembly
AGCUAUUAUUAGAUGUAGAAGGAAAAUGGCCACCCAAAGUAUUAAAGUCGAUUCGAAAGAGUUUGAAGUUAAACAAUACGACUUUCCUACCCAACAAAUACCACGUUUGAACUACCAAGAUCCUAAAGCUGAAAAAUUAAUUGAAAAUGGGGUAUGUUUAAUAUUAUUUAUUUAUUUAUUUUUAAUUUUUGUCAAAGUCAAUAACAGAUCAAAUUGUAAUUGACAAAAAUAGAUACUUUUUUUUUCCUGGAAAUCCUGUUUUCACACCACGAAUCCUUUAAAUCAGCCUUUUAUAUAACCUUCCUUUUAUAUAACCGCCCUUUAAAAUAAAAAGUAAUGUUUAGGGUCAUCCUUGACUUUAUUUAUAAAUUUUAGGUUAAAUGAAAAACUUAUAAUAAUUAGGCCAAGAAUAAGAAUGUAAAAUAUUUUAUUUUUGUUAUAAGUUAUUGUUAAUGAAUGACUGAAAAUGUCAAUGUUUGGGCUUGGGUAAAUUCAGAGAAAGCGGCCCGCGUCUAUUUCCAUGCGAGCACUUUUACAUCUUAAAUCAAUCCCUACGCCUAACCCUAAUCCUAAAUCUAUCCCUAUGCCUAUGCCUAACCCGAACCCUAAAUCUAUCCCUAUGCCUAACCUGAACCCUAAAUCGAUCCCUAUGCCUAACCUUAACAAAGUCGACGUGGGCCGCUAAAUCUGAAACAGUACAGUUUCAUGUCUAAUGCCUUAUUAUGCAGUGUUUUAUUUAAAUGAAACAAUAAUUUAGUCAAAAUGGCCAGGCCCCUGCCCCUAAUAAACCCUAAACCCUCUUGAGAUGGCUUGGUCAAUCUAUCUGCCCAGAGUCCAGAGUGUCAGUGUCAUGGUCAUGGUAAAAGAGACAAAAGGCCAAUCCAUCUGCCCAAUAAUAAAAGCAUGGAGAUCGGCUGGCUGUUCUUUGUAUCAGCUAAUCAGAUUGCUUCUAGCAUUUUUUACUCAUCUCACAAUUUUAAUGGUGGCUUCCAUUGAUAGUUUACUGUGUUCUGUCAUUUCUGUAUGGAUGGUAAAGAUGCAGUAUAAAUUGGUUCUAAUUUACAAUGUUUAUUUUACUUUAUGGUCAUAUUUUUAAAUCAUGCAUACGUUUAUUUUACUUUUUCCAGCAACCUGUGAUUCUAACAGGAUCCGACUUGGUUGGUUCAGCUUAUCACUGGGAUCUUGGUUACUUGUGUUCCAAUUUGGGUUCUGGAAAAUACACUGUUUACUCUUCGCCGGAUGGAAAAUUCAAGUAUUAUGAUGAAAAAAAGUUACCUCAAAAUAAAAGUUUUAAACCUCCAACAUCAAAUUCUGAGAUGUCAUUCCAGGACUUUGCCUCUAAAUUGCGCAAAAGAGACUCUAAAGAAUUGUAAGUGUUGCUUUUAAAAAUUCUUGAAGCCUUAAUCUUGAACAUUUAGAACAGAUAACUGUAUUUAGGUUUAGAUUGGAAGGUCUGUAGAUCCUAAGUUGAGAGAGCUUGUAUUACAGAUCAUUAACAGUAACCUGAUCCAUGAAGGUAAUUAAAUUAGAGUAACUUUUGAAAUCAUCUCAACCAAAUGGAGAAGUAAAAUUGCAGGCUUGUAUUGUUAAUAAAAUAAGAUAAUCCUUGAGCAUAUUUUAAAAAAAAGCUUUUAACAUAAACAUAUGUUUAAAAAUAUGAAAUGAGCAUAAGUUUAAAAUAAAGCAUUAAAUAAUUUAAAAAAUAAUAACCAGUGGCUAUCUAAAAUUUAAAUAUUUUCAUUUCAGUAUAUAUUUGCAACAGUCACUCAAUGAUACAGUAGGAAAACGAAUUGUUAUGGACUUUACAAAUUUCAACUGGGGUUGGGCAAACGAGACGCAGAAAAGAAAUAGAUGGGGCCCUCUGACAUCAAAUCUUCUCUUGGUGGGCAUGGAGGGUGAGAUAAUUUAAUAAAAUUAUUGAUUAUUCGUAUAAAAUAUUAACCUAUUUUCCAUCUAACUAUUUUCUAACCAUUAGAUUAGCUCAUUAAUUUUUAUAUCUAUAAUAUGUGAAACAGUUCUGUUCAGCUAUCUUUACCAAAGCAGAAUUUGAAAUGACCAGAAUUUGUCUUUUGUGUGUAGGGGUAAUUACACCAGCCCACUAUGAUGAGCAGGAAAACUUGUUUGCUCAAAUUCAAGGAUAUAAAAGAUUUUUACUGUUUGAUCCAAACCAGUUUGACUGUUUGUAUCCUUACCCAAUCUAUCACCCUCAUGACCGACAAAGUCAAGUAAGUAAAAUACUGUAAAUUAUUUGUGUGGUAAAACAAUACAGAAUCAGCUAUAUUUUAUUCCUGUCAAUUUAAAGAAACAGCUUCCUCUUUGGAAAGUGCAAAAUGAAUGUGAUCAGGUUGAAGCAAUAUAAAAAUAUAAAACACAAGAAGGGGAAAAUCUGAAAAAAAGUACUAAACAAAAUAGCGAAAAUGUAAACAUCAGCAAACCGAAAAGUACAAUUAGAGACUUAAAAAGGGUAAUACAAACUUAUAUGAGUUUGUUUUCCAGAGAACUGCAAAUGAUGAUGGUGAGUAGGCAAGUGAUUUAACUUAGGAAAGGGGAACAAAGAAAGAAAAGGAAGCACAUUGGGAUAGGUUGUAUAUUGAAGUAAAGGACUGAAGAGAGAAGACAUUCAAACAACCGUCAGGAUACCAUAAGCAUAUAUGAUAUUCAAGUUGGGGUGGGGGGGGGGCACAAAUGUGUGAUAAAAGUGUCCAAUUGUCCAAUGUGUGUUACAAAUUUGUGACUCAUGGGGCGGGUGUAUAAGAAAUAUACCAAAAUUGCAUGAUGCCAGUUAUGGAUGACCCCUAUCCUAAUAACAUUUUUUACUAACUUUCUGUAACAACAAUUGUCUAAAUUUGCUGUUUUUAGGUAGAUUUUGAUGCACCCGAUCUUAAGAGAUUUCCUAAUUUUGCUAAUGCAAAAGCACAUGAAGCAAUUGUUGGCCCUAAGGAUGUUCUAUAUCUUCCAAUGUACUGGUAAGGAAUUCUAUAUACAGAAUUACUUUUUUCAUGUUUUAAGUUGCAUUAACGAAAAUAAAAUUGUUAUUUUAUUAGUAAACAUAUAUUUUUAAAAUAAUGCUUUGGUAGAAUUAUGGGUCACGAAUUCUGAAAAGGGUCACAAUAAUAAGUGACCAAAUUCUGAAAAGGUCAACUACAAUAUUGAAGCUUAAAAAUAAAACUGUUCACUUAAGUCUUGAAUUUUUUUUAUGUGGUUAGUUUUAAAAGUUAUCUCCUAAAUAAUGUUUUUAAGUUGUCACAAGUGAAAUAUGCUGAAGAAUUAUUUUUCUUUAUCUGUUUGCUUCAUAAAUUUUUCUGAUAAAAUAAUAUUGUCAUUUUAAUUGGCUCAUCGGCAUGUCCUACACUUUUUAAAAAAUAUGUUUAAAAUUUUUCUUUAGUUUACAUUGCACCUAUUUAAAAAAUAUCUUGAUGUCUUUACAUUUUCAGGUGGCACCAGGUUGAAUCUUUGCAUGGACAUGGUGAAACUAUAUCAAUCACUUUCUGGUACAAGGUUGGUCAAGUUAAUGCAUAUAAGUUAACAGACUCCUGCCUAACCUAUUUAACCCCGAACUGUGGCAUGCAUCAUUCUGUGGUGUGGAGCUUUUCAGAGCUUUUUGAGUGCCUUUUGAAAUUGCAUUAAAUGACAUAGAAAUAUUGAUGCAAGACCCCAAUAAUUAUAAAUUUUUAGAAAGGUAAAUGGAUGGGGAUCAAGUUGGCUAUAAUGCCCACCCCAUAAAAAAAUUUUUUGCACAGUGUCCUUGACCUUGGAGUGCUCAAGAAAAUAAAAAUCGACAAAAUGUCUUGCUUUCAAGUGAUCAUAACAUCAUUAAUUUUUAUAGAUACACUUAAAACACAAAUCUAAAUGUUGUAGCCAAUUCAUUUAUCUUUCAGAAAAUGUGUAGUUUGCUAAGGUAUUGAUUACAAUUAAACUUUUGAAAGCAAUUUUUGAUCAUUUAUAUAAAAAACUGGGACCACAGCUAAAACAAAGUACAAAAUACAAAAUCUCAGGGAAAAUAGUUAUUAUUGACUAGUGAACAUUUAAAAAGGAACUGUGGAACUGAGUUGGGCUGUUAAACUAUAAAAUUUAUUAGUUCUGAUCUAUAAUCUGUAGCGUCUAUGACUAAAAUUCAGUCAGUCCUUGCCCAACCUCUUGGCGUGGCUCGAAGUCAAACAGUAGCCUUAGUAGGCCUACUUCAGUAUCACUAUGUACUAAGACUAGUAUUAGAUUCACGAAAAGAAGAAUCUGAAGUGAGAUGUCAUUGGGAAUGUUAAAAUCAUCAUCAGUAUCACUUAGAUCCUCUCCUAAAAAGCUUUCAAAGACAUUUUUAUUAGUUCUCGCACUGAAGGCCCGGCCAUAGCUUCCGCUAUUUUAACUUUAAAAAAAACAGGGAUAUAAAAUUGUGAUUAAAAAGUACUUAUUGUUAAAUUAUCAAGAAACAGCUUGACCCGGAAGUUGAUUUAACUAUUAAUAAAAGGAAGAGGCUAUGAUUUCGGUUAAAUAUUGGACUGGAAGUUGUUAUCGGACCGUGUUUUUUAUCGGCCCAUUUUUUCAGCCGCCACAGCAUAGAACGAGAAUAUCGACUGAUUUCGUUGGCCGACCACAGUUCGAGGGUUAACAAAAACUUGUCCUCCUGUCUAAGCAAAGGGCAUAACUCCAUUUUAAAAUGUAUAUGAUAUUUUUUUUAAAAUAAAUAGUAAAACAAAAGCCAUGUCUUUGUUCUUUAAAUUUUUAUUUAAUAUAAAAAAAUGAAUUAAAUGUUAUAAUCACGAUAAAAAAUAAGGUUAUUAAAAGAUAAUAGCCUUAUAAUAAUAAUAAUAUUCGAAUUUUACUGUUGCUGCAUUUUAAAAAAUUCACUGAAAUUCCCCAUAGCCAGCUUGUAUUAUAUCUACAAUGUGUAACAGUACUGACUUGUAUAGUCUGUUUCAGAUAUAUCUUUAACUAUAAAACAUACAUAUUUCUCUUUUUGUAAAAGAGCUUCGAGCCCGAGUGGAGCCGUUAAUUUCAGUUCAGUAGUUUAGUUGGUAGCCAGCCUUAAAGAGCAUGGCAUGUGACUAUCAACCUCCCAUGCCACCGCCAGGUUUUUCAGGCAGGUGCUGUUGGGAAUUAGGGACGCAAAAGUGGGCGCUUGUGGCAGGAGACAGUUAAAAUGUUUAAUAUUUUUUGUAGGAUUAGCAUUUAUUAAAGUUAUACAUUUUGUUUAUUUAUGUUUGAAAAACUUCAUUGGUAAUAAUAAUAAGUAAUAAUAAUAAUGAUAAUUGUUCUCAUUUUUAUAUAUAUAUUCAGGCAGCUCCAACCGUGAAAGUUGUGUAUCCACUAAACGAUGGACAAAAAAUUGCAAUAAUGAGAAAUAUAGAAAAAAUGAUAGCAGAGGCUUUGAAUGACAAUGAUUCGGUAAUAAACGAUUAUUUUAAUUCUAGUUGAAUUGAAAAGUUCUUUUUAAUUAUAAUUCAAAUCUCAUUCCUUGAAAUUAAACAUUUUAAUCAGCACGAAUUGUUUAUAGAUUGUGUGCUUUUUAAAAUUAAGAGCAUUGGCUUAUAGAUUAGCAUUUGAAUUUUCUUUCUUAAUAUGUUAAAAUGAUCUCAAAUGGUCUGAUCUAUGUUUUCUCAACAGAUGCCUCAGUUUAUGAAGACAAUGGUUCUUGGUCGAUACACGUAGCAGACAACAUGCUAUUGAUUUUUUCUUUUCUUGUUUGUUAUGAUUUUUUACUACUGUGCAACUGCUUGAAUAUUAUACGUUUAUAAAUAGUUUCCUUUGGUGAGAAAACAUUUCAUUACUUUACAUAUAUGUAGAUAUAAUUAUAAUUAUUGAAUGAGUGGAGAAAUUUUGAGGGAGAAGCUCAAUGUUGGUUUUUUUUUUUUAUUAAUUGACCCAUAAUUUAUGCUAAUACAAAAUUUGAAACAUUUUCAGUGUUCAAGUCACUGCGAUUAAUAACAUUUUAAAAUAUAUACACUGAUACUUUUAAAGCUUUAUUAAAAUUCUGACUAGGUCAUCAAAGCAUGAUUUCUAAAAAGAUUUAAAUAUUUUUCAACUAUUUUUUAACUGUAUUUCGUAAGUUAACUUAUUAAUGUUAACCUAGGGAAUUAGUCAUUACCUGGUAUUGACUAAUACAAUCUUCAAUAUCAACAGACACACUUAUAAUUUGUCAGUUAAUGUCUUUUAUUAACAUCUGAUUCAUAUUUAUUUAAAACUGACAUAUUUCCUUGAGAAAUUUAUAAUUUAAAAAAAUGGACAGUCGAGUUCUUUUAGUUUGACACAGUUAAAAUUCAUUUUAAAAGAUUUUUAUCUUUAAAUCUGAAUCUUUUUCUUUGUUCAUUUUUAUCAAUACAAACUUAACAGUCUGAACCAUGCCAUUUACAAAAAAACGUGAAUACAUGAGUAAAGGUAAUUUAUUUGAAAAUUGCUUCAAAUCACUGUUGACUUGUGCCCAGAAAAUAACUUUUUUCUUUCAUUAUUAUGGUAAGCACAUUUUUGGCUACAGACUUGUUAAGUUUUCAUGUAGUUUAAAGUGUAAGAUUAAACAGUUAAGUAUAUUAACAUUUAAUUUUUCAAAUAACAUUUCUUUUUUUUAAAAUCAGUAGUUUUAAAUUAUGUAAUAAUUUACUGAUAUUAUACAGUUAUUAUUUUUCAAAGUGUGAAUUACAUUAUUUACAUAAUUAAAAGUUAUCAACAUUUUUUUUAAUAGAAUUUACAAAUUGUUUAGUGUGCUGUAGUUGAAGUAUUUACACUUUUGUUUGAGAUAUAAGUUAAAAUGAAACUACAUGAUAAUAGUAGAACACUGAUUAUUAGCACACUGGAAAACUUUAACAAAAUCAUGCUGGAUUAAAGUAUUGUCGUGUUGCUUUACAAAAAAAUCAAUGGAAAUCGGCUUUUAAAUCUUAAAGCAGGGGGAGUGGG